AUGACAGAAGGACAGGCAGUCCCGGGAUCCGGGGACUGGGAGAUCGACGUGGAGAGCCUAGAGCUGGAGGAGGAUGGCAGUGGGGCUCCGCAGCGGACCACGUCUCAGGGACCCAGUCCGUCAACAGCAGAUGGGGACGUCGAGGAGGACGAGGAAGAAGACGAGGAGGACGAAGACGCAGAGGACGAGGGUGACGGCGGCGAAGAACCGGGCGCGUCCCCGGAGGUGCCGGACCAGCCAGAGCAGCCGGGAGGACCGGCACCCAGGCCACCGCCAGCGGCUCAGGAGCUGCCAGCCGCCACCGCAGUCCCUGAGCGCGGUGCCACCGCGGGUGGCGGCGCGGAGCCUCGCAAACUGAGCCGCACGCCCAAAUGCGCGCGCUGCCGCAACCACGGCGUGGUGUCCUGUCUCAAGGGCCACAAGCGCUUCUGUCGCUGGCGGGACUGCCAGUGCGCCAACUGCCUGCUCGUGGUGGAGCGCCAGCGUGUCAUGGCCGCCCAGGUGGCGCUCCGGAGGCAGCAGGCUACCGAGGACAAGAAGGGACUUUCCGGGAAACAGAAUAAUUUCGAGCGGAAAGCAGUGUACCAGAGGCAAGUCAGGGCGCCAAGUUUGCUGGCCAAAAGUAUUUUAGAAGGCUAUCGCCCAAUAACUGCAGAGACUUACCUGGGAGGGACCCUUCCUCUACCGCCACCUGUUAGUGACAGGAUGAGGAAGAGAAGAGCCUUUGCGGACAAAGAGUUGGAGAACAUCAUGCUGGAGAGAGAAUAUAAGGAGAGGGAGAUGUUGGAAACUUCUCAAGCUGCGGCCUUGUUCCUGCCCAACCGUAUGGUGCCGGGGCCUGAAUACAGUUCCUACAAAAGUGCCUACAGCCCCACUGCAGGGGAGCCACCCAGCAAGGACUUUUGUAACUUUUUACCAACCUGCCUCGAUCUGACGAUGCAGUAUUCAGGAUCGGGGAACAUGGAACUGAUUUCUUCUAACGUCAGUGUGGCCACAACUUACAGACAAUAUCCCCUGUCCUCACGAUUUUUAGUUUGGCCCAAAUGCGGUCCCAUUAGUGACACCCUUCUUUACCAGCAAUACCUUUUAAAUGCUACCACUUCUGUUCAAGCCUUGAAGUCUGGGGCCAGCUGGGAUUUGAAAGGGACCCGGAUUCAGGAUGGCCUUAGUGCAGAUCAUGACAUGAGUCCACCCAAACCAGAAGGCUCCCUGGUGUUGCCUCAUCUACCCGAGGUCCCAACCUCAAGAACUGACCUUCAGGCUCACCAGGUUGUCCCUGAGAGGUCUGCCUUUUCCCCACCCAGGCGAAAUUUCUCUCCCAUUGAUUUGGACUGCCUGGCAGCUCAAGGGCACGUCUUAACGAAGAUCAGCAAGGAAAACACCCGGCACCCUCUGCCACUUAAACAUAAUCCGUUCCACUCGGUAUUCCAGCAGACGCUCAACGACAAAUCAGGCCUUGAGCUGAAAACACCAUUUGUCAAAGAAGUCUUUGAUGAGAUCCCAAAGAAACACAGAGAGUGUUUGGUCAAGGAGAACCAGAAGUACACAUUUACAAUAGACAGAUGCGCAAAGGACCUCUUUGUAGCCAAACAAGUUGGAACAAAACUCUCGGCAAAUGAGCCGCUGUCGUUUUCUGUUGAGUCUAUUCUUAAGAGGCCGUCAUCUGCCAUCACUCAUGUCUCCCAGUGA
Microtus oregoni (creeping vole) is the source of this 1689-nucleotide messenger RNA. It is a transcript of the gene Dmrt2, whose product is annotated as doublesex and mab-3 related transcription factor 2. Gene Ontology annotation, molecular function: DNA-binding transcription factor activity, RNA polymerase II-specific; RNA polymerase II cis-regulatory region sequence-specific DNA binding. Gene Ontology annotation, cellular component: nucleus. Gene Ontology annotation, biological process: regulation of transcription by RNA polymerase II; sex differentiation. The transcript is spliced from 3 exons. Bases 1 to 1689 code for a protein of 562 amino acids. Lineage: Eukaryota; Metazoa; Chordata; Mammalia; Rodentia; Cricetidae. The record is from RefSeq and is a predicted model, not a curated record.